Molecule: messenger RNA, 3300 nt
Organism: Symbiodinium necroappetens
Lineage: Eukaryota; Dinophyceae; Suessiales; Symbiodiniaceae
Source: the annotation of a GenBank genome assembly
AUGACCAGCCCAGCGAGGGCUGUUGCUACGACGCAUCCGCCAACUCCGCUGAAACCAAGCUCUGGCCCUGGGCCGAAGCUGGCGUGUGGGGGCGCGAUGGCCCUAGGCUUGGCCCUGCUGCGGCGCAGCAUCUCCAAACACCGGCGUGUUCCUGGGCCCCGAUUCGUCGCGACCCGUGCAUGGCAGCAGCCACUCUCCGGGAAGUUGCCCGAGCCACUUCGUGCCACAGACGGUCGCAAGCCUGGCGCUGCGCCAGAGGACGUCUUCACGCUUGACACCAUCACUCAACGCAUGCCCAAGAUCAUCCAGUCAACCGUUGCAGCGAUGCCGUCGGCACUGAAAACCAGCGACUUUGAGCAGAAUGUCAAGGCGUUGCAGGAUGAGAUGAAGGAAGGAGCUCAGCUACGACUUCUAAGAGGUGACAGCCCACGGGUUGGAGCAGAUAGAUGGAACGAGCAUCUUACGGAAUUCAUUGAUCGUGGAGAAGGCUGGCAUACUGCGCCCUGGUGGGUGGUGGAGAACUACAUGUAUAAACGGCUGCUUGAGGUGCCGGGAAAGCUGCGCAGGGCUGUGUCGGAUGGGUGGAACCCUGCAAUGGCGGCUUCCAUGCCGGCCAAGCCAGCUAAGGCCAGCAUAGCAGAUCGGAUCUUCGGGUUGUUUUCAUGCACGAAGCGGGCCCUCCAGCUGGUUUGGCUGACCAGCCGUCCCUUGACCUUCGGCCUGGCCUUCCUGACGCUGGUCAUGGGUGCUUUGCCUGGACUCCGAGCAGCUACAACCAAAAGGGUCAUCGACGCCGUGGUCUCGGGCAUCUCUUCGGGGAGCCACGCGGAUGCGGUGCUGUGGCUUUCCGUGGAAGCCGCUUUGGUGGUGUCCCUGGCUGCCACUCGGAGAGCCCAGGAAGUGGCCGAGUCCUUCCUGGGCACUCUUUUGGGGCACCGGGUGAAUGUAAUGAUCCUGGAGAAAGCCCUGGAACUCCAGCUCACGGACUUCGAAGACUCGAAGCUCUACGACAAGCUGACACGGGCCCGCAGGGAAGCCAGUCGCCGUCCGCUGUCUUUGGCACAGCAGUCCUUGAGCCUUAUUCGAAACGGCUUGGCCCUGGUUGGGUAUGGUACGCUUCUGCUGAGAUUCUCUCCCCUUGCUGUCGCCGUGCUGCUCCUGACGGCGGUGCCGCCUUUCAUUGCCGGCGUGAAGUUCGCAGGAGACGCCUUUCAGCUGGCGCGCCGGCAAACAUCGGGAUUCCGUGAACAGAUCUACUUGGAGAGGGUCAUGGCCAUGGAUACGCCGGCAAAGGAGGUGAAGCUCUUUGGCCUGGGCCCCUGGCUCUUGAUUUUUGAUGGCUUCUUUCGAGACACCUCCAGCUUGGCCCUGAAGCAGGGAGGCUUUGGCUUCUUGUUGGAGCUUAUCAGCACGGGAGGCCUAUACAUGGCCUUUGCCUGGGUUGCGAUUGCGGCGGUGAGGCAGACGAUCAGCCUGGGAGACAUGACCAUGUACCUGCUCAUCUUCAAGGAAGGCCAGCAGGCCUUCUCGGCCAUCUUACGAUCCAUAGGAGGCAUGUACGCAGACAACCUCUAUCUCUCCAAUCUCUAUGAGUUCUUGGAUUACAAGGUCCAGAAGAGCGAAGGCACGAAGGAGUUGGGCCCGAAUCCGGGAGAUGGUGUGCGCUUCGAGGACGUCUGGUUUCGAUACCCCGGCGCCACAGACGAUACCAUCAAAGGCGUGACGUUUCACAUUCCCCCCGGGACCCGCUUUGCCCUGGUUGGGAACAACGGUGCAGGAAAGACGACGCUGAUCAAACUUCUGACAGGCCUGUACCAGCCAAGCAAAGGCAAGAUCCUGCUCGAUGGAUUGGACCUGAACGACUGGGCUCCGGACGCAUUGAAAAAGCGAAUAGGUGCCAUCUUUCAGGACUUCAUCCGCUAUGAACUCACCGUCGGAGCAAACGUAGGUGUGGGAGACAUCGACGCAGUCGACGAGGAGUCCCGUGUCGCCCGGGCAGCUGAACGUGGGAUGGCAGCGCCCUUCAUCGAAGACUGGCCUCAGAAAUACCAGACACAGCUCGGGAACCUCUUCAUGCGCGGUCGUGAGCUCAGUGGUGGGCAGUGGCAGAAAGUGGCCUUGAGUCGAGCACUCAUGCGGGAAAGGGCUGACCUCUUAGUCCUAGAUGAGCCAACUGCGGCGAUGGAUGCGGAGGCAGAAGCCGCGAUUUUUGAGCGCUUGGCGUCGCUUUCAGCCGACCAAAGUGCCCUGCUCAUCAGCCAUCGAUUUUCGACUGUUCGAAUGGCCGACACCAUUGCGGUCUUGAACAAUGGUGUGAUCGAGGAGUUUGGCAGUCACGAAGACCUCUUGGCGCUGGGAGGCACCUAUGCCAGACUCUUCAACUUGCAAGCCAAAGGCAUGCUUCAGGAGAUGGACCGUUGCGGCUCAGAGGCUGCCUCUUAUGACCCUUUUGAGGCCGUGAAACUGGAGGCCUUGGAGCAAUCCGCCGAGCCCCUGGAGUCUUCCUUGCAGCCACUGGUGAAGCUGACAGCAGAGGCCUCCUCCGAGGCGCCCGGGUCCAAGGCCCGGCGGGAGGCCUUGGAGGCCUCUUUGCUGCGGUCGCUCUGGGGGAACCAGGCGGACCUCUCGCUGAGCGCCGGCGAAGUCACCUCGGUGAGUGGAGGGCAGCUGGAGAACCUCGUGUCGGAUCAUCGCAGCGAGGCCCUCGACUUGCUGUUGGCCUCGAAAAAGGUGGUGGUUGUGAUGGAUAACUACGGACUGGAGGUCCUUUGCGAUUUGGUCCUCGUGGAUGCGAUCCUCUCCCUAACCGACUCCGCGGUAUCAUUGCAUGUGAAAGAUGCCCCGGUCUUCGUGUCGGACGUGACAGACAAGGACGUUCCCAAGGUUCUGAAGUGGCUCGAGACUCGACUGCCGGAGUUGGCUGGGCGACUGAAGGUACACCUGGGAACGGGGCGGCUGAAGGCGGAAGCCCACAGCUACUACACAACGGCCCGGUCAUUUUGGGAAGUACCGGCAGAGCUGCAGUCCGACUUCUCCGACGCAGCCGUCGUGUUGAAAGGGGAUGCCAACUUCCGACGACUCUUGGGUGAUCUCCACUGGCCGUACGACACCGACUUCGCCGAGUAUGCCGGAAGCUUUUGGCAGGGAUCAGGUCUGAUCUGUCUGCGGACGAUGAAGAGUGGCGUCGCUAUUGGUAUUCCAGACAGCGAGCAGCAACGGGCGCAGGAGGCUCGAAAGGACGACUGGUUGACUUCCGGCGUUUUCGGACAGGUGUUGACCUUCGACCGUGGUGCCGCCUAA